Molecule: messenger RNA, 1054 nt
Organism: Phaeodactylum tricornutum CCAP 1055/1
Lineage: Eukaryota; Bacillariophyta; Bacillariophyceae; Surirellales; Neidiaceae
Exons: 1
Coding region: 59-1054 (331 amino acids)
Source: RefSeq, a predicted model, not a curated record
GAGGAGUCUUGAAACCCCCGCACGACCAGAGAAGUACUCAACCAAAUAGGCUAUCACCAUGACAACGCGUUGGCAUUCUUCUCUUCGGUCACUGAUUCGGCCUCGUCGCGUCGGAAUCCUUCAUCGACGGCUGUUCCACGCGACGAGUUCCCCACAAAGUGUGUUGCAUACCGAAUGGAUCGGACGCCCCAGUCUGGACAGCCAGCCGUUGACUGGUACCGUGCUCGUCUUUUUGCACGGCUUAUUGGGGAACAGUCGUAACGUCAAGACGUUGGCGCAAAAAACAUGCGCGUUGUACACCUCACCGGGCCUUUUGGUGGACCUCCGCGGACACGGACGAUCGAAGGAAUGCCACGAGUAUGGGAGUGGCACAGAGACGGAUCGAGUUCCCGUAACCUUGGAUGACUGCGUCGGAGAUAUCCAAGAAACACUCCAACACGUUGGUGUGUCACAAUCUACCAAUGGCAAAUUGACGAGCACCACCAACAUUACCUUCGUGGGACAUUCCCUCGGCGGCCGUGUCGCCAUGCAGUACGUGCACGCACGGUUGGAACCCCGGCCAUCGCACGUGUGGCUGCUCGAUACCGUUCCGGGCCUCACCAACACCAAGGUAGAAUCCGUUCUCCGGAUAGCGCAAUUGGUCCGGGAGGAGAAAUCGGCGUGGACUCGACCCAACCUCCAGCGUGCACUGACCGAAUCGCACGGUUUGGAUACCGCGACGGCUCAGUGGCUGGCGAGUUCUUACGAUCCCUCGACGCACGACUUUGGCUUUGACCUCACUGUGGCGCACAAUCUCGUACAGAGUAUGGAUGAACAGGACUUUUUGGGGUUUCUCCAGGAGGCCGUCCACGAACACUGGUGUAAAAUUGAUCUAGUCCGGGGUGGCCAAAACGCGGACUGGCACGCCUAUCCCCACACAAUUUCCUUGCUACAGGCGAUGGCGAAAGAGCACGCCGGAACGUUUGGUUACCACACUCUACCCAAAGCCGGACAUUGGGUCCAUAUUGAUGAUUUGCCCGGUCUUUUGAACGCCAUGCGAUCCCGCCUUUUGUGA